CUCUCGGCUCACUUCACUCAUUCAUAUCGGCGGCGGCGACAGCGGCAGUAGCAGCGGCGGCGGCGGCUUGCCGCGUGGCGCUGUCGCUGUGGCCUUGCCCGCCUCGUCGCUCCCCACUCACAACGGAGACGUCUCUCGGAUCGGCCGCUCCCCAGCGAUGGACGGAGACGGCGUGAGGCAGAGGAAGAAGGAACAGGCGACGAGGGUCGCAGCAGCAGGAGGUGGUGGUGGUGGUGGUGGAGAAGGAGGCAAGCCGCCAGAGCAGACGGAGCGGGGAAGCGCGCGGAUUCUGCGGCCCGGAUCUCUGUGGGCCACGCGGGAGCUGCUGCUGCGGGCCCUGGCGCUCAUCUACGUGGUGGCAUUUUCGGUGGCACUGCAUCAGAACCGAGCGCUCAUCGGCGACAACGGCCUCCUGCCGGCGAGCCUCUACCUGCGACGGAUGCUUCGUUACGUCGGCGGUGGCCCUGUGGGCCUCCAGGCCGUCGCCCGCGCGCCCACGCUGCUGUGGCUGGCAUUGGACGAAGUCUCUUCGCUGGACUGGGCCCUGGAUGCCGUGGCGUGCGCAGGGCUGGCCCUGGCCGCGUUUGUGGCGCUGACCGGCCGUGCCAACAUGAUCGUGAUGGCCGCGCUGUGGAUGCUUUACCACUCGCUCGUGGCGGUCGGACAGAUUUGGUACUCCUUUGGGUGGGAAUCUCAGCUGCUGGAGACUGGCUUCCUCGCCAUAUUUCUGUGCCCGCUGCUGUCACUGAAGCAGUACCCACGUGGCUCACCACCUUCACGUAUCGUCAUAUGGGCCUUCCUCUGGCUCAUAUUUCGAAUCAUGCUCGGCGCUGGUUUGAUUAAAAUCCGUGGCGAUAAAUGCUGGCGAGACCUCACAUGCAUGGAUUACCACUAUGAGACUCAGCCGGUGCCAAACCCCGUGGCGUACUAUAUGCACCGCGAGCCAGCGUGGUUCCACCGCGCCGAGACGCUCGCGAACCACUUUAUCGAGCUCGUGGUGCCCUUCUUCCUGCUGCUCGGGCGUCGUUUCCGUAUCGCGCACGGCCUCCUGCAGAUCCUCUUCCAGGUGGUGCUGAUAAUCAGCGGGAACCUCAGCUUCUUAAACUGGCUUACCAUAAUACCGAGCCUGGCCUGCUUCGACGACGCGUCUCUGAGCUUCCUCCUGAGCCGGUCCAAAAGGGAGAAGUUGAUGGCACUUCAGGCGGAAGAAGAAAAGGAUAAGCGACCCCGCAAACUGGGUGCGCUGGUGCGCAGUUGCGUGCAUGUGCUGCUCGCACUGCUCAUCGCGUAUCUGAGCGUGCCGGUGGUGCACAACCUCAUGAGCUCCACGCAGCGCAUGAACUCCUCCUUCGACCCGCUGCGCAUUGUCAACACCUACGGCGCCUUCGGCAGCAUCACCAAGGAGCGCACGGAGGUCGUGCUGCAGGGCACGGCCAGCGUGGACCCGGCGGACGCGACCACCGAGUGGGAGGAGUACGACUUUGUGUGCAAGCCGGGCGACACACGCCGCCGCCCCUGCCUCGUCUCGCCCUACCACUACCGCCUCGACUGGCUCAUGUGGUUCGCCGCUUUCCAGACGUACGAGCAGAACCCCUGGCUGUUGCAUCUUGUCGGGAAGCUGCUCACCAACGACAACCAAACGCUGUCUCUGAUGGGCAAGAACCCCUUUGAGGGUCGCGACCCUCCCCGGUGGAUAAGGGCGCAGCACUUCCGCUACCAGUUCAGCGAGCCGGGGAGCGCCCGUGCGUCCGCCGGGCACUGGUGGCAGCGCAAACUCCUCGACCGCUACCUGCCGCCCGUCAACCUCGACUCGCUCGCCGCGUUCUUCCGCGCGCAGGAGUGGCCGCAUCCCCACGCGCCCCGCAAUCAGCCCAUUUAAACGCCGCUGCGCUCCUCCCGUCGUCGCUCCCCAAAGACAGGGAAAACAACAACAAAAACGAAGCACGUUUGCAGUGCGCAAAAAGCCAACGAUGUAUGUUCAAGUUCUUUUGCGCCGUACGCAGGCCAAACGUGCUAAUCGUGCUUCGCUUGGCGACAGAUGUUUGGCUGAACGACGGAAGGGUGGCGGUGGCCGGCGAGGCUACAGGGAAGUGUGCGCCCACUGCUGUCGGUCUUUCAGCUUCGUGCUGCUGCUGUGGCCCCGAGGGUGCUUAAUGACAUUAGCGUGUGCCGGCAGGCCCGCGUGACGUCACAUGUCCCGUAAUGUUUUAACGGCGCAGCGUCACGCGUGCAGACGUUUACGACCUUUGCGUGUCUCCGUGACGUCGUAACGUCCGCACACGCGACCAGUAAUCUGCCCCUCUCUCGUCUCAAGGGCUCUUGCAUUGCUCUUGCUUAUCUUGCUUUCAUUGCACCAUUAUCGUCACCAUCAGCCAUGGUCAAUCCACUGCUGGAUGAAGCCCUCCCAAAGCUGCGCCCGCCCCCUUUCGCAAUCCUGCAAUCUAAUAAUCGUCGCAGCACCUGCUCGACACACGAACUGAUUUCCUGUCGGACGCGUUCCAUUCCUUGGCUGCCACUGCUUUACUAUCCGCGGCUGCUCUUAUCUCACAAAUCUUUAUACCUUGUCUGGAGCGUACUCAUAACUUGUUUAAUAUCUCACCUUACUAAUCUGUCACUCACUGUUAGUUUACCAUAUCUCUCAAUGGACCACAUUUGACUUAUGGGCCCCCAGUUCAAGAAACCUUGCCAUAUCGAUCAUUGGGGAUCAUGGUGUUGUUAUUGCACUUAUUCGCCUUGUUAUUGGGCACAUUUUACACCAACCAUAUCCUAAUUUAACACGGCCAUGGGCACUUAAUACGUUCAUGGGGGGGGGGAAAACACCUAGUUUUGAUGAUCAUUUUGGGAAUGUUUACUUUGUCCCACCAUGUACUGCGCAUACCAAGUCUACUGUACUGAGUUAUUCUGUAAUCGGAAACUUUGCACUGUGAAGACAGGAACGACGAUCGAUUGGGGGAGGCCAUCAAACAAUUACCUCUCGGUUCUCCAUGGGUGGAUUAUCUGGCUUGUGGAUUGACCGUCAUUGUAAAAAAAUAAAUAUCUAUGUACGCACCGAUUCUAUUAACUUUCCGCUCAUCGAGGGACAGUGACCCGGUUCUCACUCCACCACAAAUAUCCAUAAGUAAAUGCAAACACGUGGCUUUAAUUCAAGAAAAAAAAAUAUUUAAAUAGCUGAGUGAUGUGUACGUCACGUGUUUUCUGCCCUGCCGUGUAGAAACAUGAGUUUGUUCUACUUCUUCACACGACAUUCUACUUAGGUGAAUAGUAAAUACGUUUUACGGAAUAUUGUUUUUAUUUAUCCGAGCCAUCAUUCCUCUCCCAUUACCUCGGAAAAUUCAGAGUUGGCUGCAUGAUCAGGCACUGCGGAGCUUGCCCCGACACCUGGCUAGCGAGUCACAUUUAAAGAAUGUGGAAUUGGUUUAUUUUCAAGGAUUACAAGUCUGGAAAGACUCAACAUUACGUUACUUCAUUGUAUGUUUUGGAAGUCAAACUAUCAAGUGUUUUUUUUUACCUUGUGAGAACUCAAGAGACUAGGAUAGUCUCAUUUGCAAAGUAUGUUUCACUCUGGGACACCUUUUGUUGAACUGUUUUUGCCGAAUAAAACGAUUGCCAAUUUAA
Messenger RNA from Petromyzon marinus (sea lamprey), 3615 nucleotides. It is a transcript of the gene LMF1, whose product is annotated as lipase maturation factor 1. NCBI's taxonomy places the organism in Eukaryota, Metazoa, Chordata, Hyperoartia, Petromyzontiformes, Petromyzontidae. Gene Ontology annotation, biological process: protein maturation. The record is from RefSeq and is a predicted model, not a curated record. Gene Ontology annotation, cellular component: endoplasmic reticulum membrane.